Molecule: messenger RNA, 3595 nt
Organism: Chara braunii
Lineage: Eukaryota; Viridiplantae; Streptophyta; Charophyceae; Charales; Characeae
Source: the annotation of a GenBank genome assembly
CACAGGCCCACAAUCGCACAGACGGGCACAGGCGCACAGGCCCGCACGCCUACGUAUAGCGCCCCGAGCGCCCCCCCCUCCCUUCUCACACUGGGUCAGCACGCUGUUGCAUGUCGACACCUGCCUUCUACUUGGGAGGACGCUGUUGGUGGAUGAGGUGUGAGAGGCGGUUGGUCCGUGGGUUGGAUCCCUUCGACUCUAGACACCCAAAAGGGCGCUCUGCCUCGAGCAUGGAGACAUAAGGAGCAAGGAAAUCGAAGACAUCGUGAUUGCGUGGGAAUCACCAGGACUUGGAAAAGCAAAAGACUUGCGGCUUUCGCAGUUUUGCCCGGGACUUCGGUAGAUGACACGUGGAAUCUCGUCAUGGUUGCAGCAUCCCGACUGAUUACACGGCCGGUAGGGUUCACUUGUGCUGGGGAGCCUCGUGGGUGUACCUUGCUAGCCUCGGGAUAGGGUAGGGUCAGCAGAGCAGAGGUGAUAUACUAAUACCAGUUCCGGUCUGGCAAUGUGGGCACAUGACUGGUGUCCAUGCCCUGUAAGAAGCAAAUGCCUUACAGGACUGGUUGUUGGUAAGUAGGAUUUGGAUAGCUCAGCAGCAGGUUUCAUGGCUGGGUUUAAAGCCCUUGGGAGAUAGAAAACAGAAGGAUGGCAUACUCCUGUUUUUGAUGUUAAUCAGGGGAAAGAAGAAAACAGGGAGAGGGUUGCAGGAGGGAAAGAAUCAGGGGCACGAGGGCAAGAAGAGGAUGUGGACAGGGUUCUAAACGAACGGCACAGUGGGGAGAGAAAGGAGAGUGGAGGAGGAGGAGGAGGAGACGAGGAGGGAGAGUUCGUGUGCGCUUCGGCCGUCAUCGAGAGGGAGGAACGGUGCAGAGGAGAGCAUCAGCGAGGGGAGGUGAUAGAGGGCGUGCUCGGAGUGUGGAGAUUGAGAGAGAGCCGUCCAAGGAGAGAGCUCAGAAGAGCGCCUUUCCUGUGAUCCAGCGGAUAGGUGGCAGCACCGGGCAGAUAUGUACGGCGGAGAUGAAGUGUCAGCACUUGUAAUCGACGUGGGUUGGAACACUUGCAAGGCUGGUUAUGCUGGAGAAGAUGCGCCGAAAGCUGUGUUUCCCUCGCUUGUUGGUGUGAUUGAGAAAUCGGGGGCUGCUGAUGGCUCUGCAGCAGCUUUGGGCAAUGGGGAUGUUGAAAUGGGAGAUGCUGAAGAAAAGAGAACAGGGAACAAGCCUGGUGGCGAUGGCAAUGACAAGGCUCGCAAAGCCAACAGAAAGCUUUAUGUAAAUGCGUUGGGAUUCCGUCGGGAUUUUAUGGAGGUUGUCCCAACUGUAAAGGAAGGACUUGUUGCGGAUUGGGACCUCGUGGAAGGCUUAUGGGAGCACGCAUUUCGAGAAAGGCUUUUGGUUGACCCAAGGGAACAUCCCAUGUUGCUGGCAGAGCCGUCGCACAACACCAACAGCAGCCGUGAGACGACGGUUGAACUUAUGUUUGAGAAGCAUCAAGUUCCAGCGCUGUUCCUGGCAAAGAAUGCGGUGCUGACAUCGUUUGCAUCGGGGCGGGCAACAUCGCUUGUUGUUGACAGUGGUGGCGGGUCAACAACAGUGGCUGCCGUCCAUGAUGGUUAUGUUCUGCGAAAGGCUAUAGUGAGAUCUCCUAUUGGAGGUGAUGCUCUCACAGAGGCGAUGCUGAACACAGUUGAGAGCAUGAACGUUAUGAUAAAGCCGCGAUAUUCCUUCAAGCGGACAGAAGUACGACUGGGGGAGUUUAGGGUUACAGAUUUGGAUCUGCCAAACACGACAGAAUCCUACAGGAGAUACCAGCAGCGGUGUAUUGCAGCCGACAUCAAGGAGUCUGUGUGCAGGGUAGCUGAUUCCACGUUUGAAGAGAAGCAAUACCAGAAUAUCCCAACACAACCAUACGAACUGCCAGAUGGAAACAUCGUUGAGAUUGGAGCUGACAGGUUCAGGAUUCCGGAGAUCAUCUUCAACCCAUCUAUACUGAAGUCCAUACCUGGCAUGGAAAAGGUUGCGGAGGAACAAGGACGGAUCUCUGGCCUUCCGACGAUGGUUUUAGAGAGCAUAAACAAGUGUGAUGCAGACAUACGACGAGAGCUAUUCAGUGGGAUCCUGCUAGCAGGAGGAAAUGCAGUGAUGACACAAAUGAAGGAGCGGCUGGAAAAGGAACUUAUGGAGGAAGCACCACAAGCUGCACGGGUGAAGGUCAUCUCCUCUGGAAACAACAUUGAGCGAAGAUUCAGUGUAUGGAUCGGUGGUUCCAUUCUGGCUUCUCUUGGGUCUUUUCAACAGAUGUGGAUGUCAAAGCCAGAGUAUGAAGAGAACGGCCCUUCUUUCGUGCAUCGCAAGUGCCCAUGAGCUGAGAGUUGACUGUAACUUGCCUAGUACCUCUUGUCGAAGUGUUAACUCCUCUUCAAAGCGGCCACUUGCCCAUGACCUGAGAGUUGACUGUUUCAAGCUUUUUAGAAAGUCAACUCUCAGGUCAGUGGCACUUUCUAAGAGUUGACUUUCUAAGAGUUGACUUUUUAAAAAGCUGAGGCAACAACACAAAUGUUGUGGCUCGUUCGGCUACUCGGAGAAUGCCUGCGAUGUCCUCAAACAAUGAGACGAGGAAACCAGUAUGGCAAUGGGAUCAGUUGACUUUCUAAGAGUUGACUUUUCUAGACUGCUUGUGCGAAGCUGCAGGCGUCGGAGAUGCUGCUUCAGUCUAUUUUCAGCGCCACUGCGCAGGUGAAGUUGUUAGUCAGUCAGUUUUGGCUAAAGGAUCAUAUUCAGUUUGAUGUAAAAAGGUAUUCUGCGUUGUUCACGGAAUGAAACAGGCCUGUGGGCAGUUCACACGGGCAGUGGCAAGAGUGCACAGGUUUCUUAAUGGAGUAUAGGGGAAAGGAGGUGGUUGCUGCAUUUGCUGCAUGAACGCUGCAGCUGGGAACGUUCUAUGAUUAUUUACUUGCCCACCAGCUCCAGUUUCUUUCAUUCRCAGAAUAUAUACCUAUCAAGGAGGGGUGCAAUUGGGCAAUUGGGUAAGAAGGUGUGUCUUUGUACCCCAAAUGACUUCCUCUGUGUGGGGCUUCCUUGUUGGACUUGGUGGCACACUAAGUGGACCUUCGUCUGCAGAAGUUGAGAAGUAGGAGGGCAUCUACAACCCAUGAUGAAUGAACCGUUUGACCGGCGCUUAGUAGGCAGGCAGUUGUCUCCCAUCCCUCCCCCAUCUCUUUGAUGAGGCCAAGCAUGGCUAACUAUACAUUGUGUCAGCAAGUAGUGUGGAUGGGUCAUAGUGGUGCAAUUGGUUCAAUUUGAAAAAGUGAAUCUAAUGUCUACUAUGAAUAAAUAAAUAAAUAAAUAAAUAAAAUUCGAAGACAUCUGGAUUCGAUUUUUAUUCUGUUCGUCUGAUUUCAUGUGGAUUCGAACAUGGGUCUGGAUUUCAACAGUUCUUGGGUAUGUACCAAUGAGGUAUAGGCCCGUUGGUUUGCAGAGAAAAAAGACAAAGACUGAAGAAACGAAAUGACUGCAUCUGGUCGCUAUUCCCGUCAGUAUCGAGAUACCGACCCAGAAAGCGACACGUGUACAGGGAGAAAUGAAUCCUUGCAGCGAGG